AUGACCCGAGACCGACACGCGAGCCGCGCGAGUUUCGCAUGCGUACGAUGCAAGAAGGACAAGAGACGAUGCGACAUCUCUCAGAUUUUGAGCUCGGGGGACCGACUGGACCGGUCCUGCACUUCAUGUCGGAACAAGAACGAAAAGUGCGAGGUCCGGUACGGCGAGGAUAAGCGUAGCCAACGCCAGCCAAACGAGACAAAGGCAUUGCAACGGCGAAUGCAGGCAUUAGAGGAGUUCGUUAAGAACGUUUCCCGGUCCGAGAGUACCAACAAGAACCCAGAGCUGCCGCCUUCGCGGCAUAAGGCGGAUGACGACUCGGAUUGUCUGAUGGAACAAGCACGGCGGAUUGUCGACAACUAUCAGGAUGCAAGGACACGUGCCUUUCCGAGUCCUGCCAGCUCUUCAAGUCCGGGGACUCGGGACAUGACGAUAUCUAUCUCCCCUCCGGAGGGAGCACAAAGCAAUUGGGCUGUGACGUCGCAUCAGGACCUUCACCCCGUCUCACACUCUCGAUCUGUCUCCUUCUCGGGCCAAAACAGACCGAAGACCGACGAUAUCACGCACAAUGGCAUUCGAUCCAUCUCCUUUUCAGGGCCAAGCAGACCAGAGUUUGACUGUGUCUCCGAGGGCUUCCCUCCUGUCAUGGAGGAGAUGGGUACACCCGAUAGCAUGCAUGACUUUGACCAAUUCCUGGGCUCUUCCACCCUAUUCCCGUACUCUGAGAACCAGACCCGCUCAAGGAGUCCACGCGGGGAAGGCCACUCCUUUGAGGACGACUCAAGCCAACAAGCCCGCGGUGCCCUCGAAAGCUUUCCCGAGCCAGAGCCCAUUGUUUCCCACUUACUAGACCUCUUCUGGAAAUGGCAAUCAUCUCAUCUUCUUGUCGUUGACCGUGCUUUAUUCCUGCGCCACAGAGAAAUGUGGGAUGAGAGUGAGGGACACCACGGGGAUCGAAACCACUACACCCCAUGUCUGCUGUACGCAAUCAUGGCCCUGGCAUCAAUGAUUAGUCUUGAUAAGGGAGUUGUGCGGUACUCUACUUCUACCGGCGGUGUUGCCGGAGAGACUUUUGCGAAGCGAGCGCGCUCAAUGUUCGAUCUCGAAAUGGACCACCCGACCAUCUCCACUGUCCAGGCGGCAUUAAUACUUGGUUCUCGCUAUGGGGCCAUGAAGGACAACUCUCUUGGUUGGAUGUACAGCGGUAUUGCUUUCAGGAUGGCAAGUAAACUGGGUCUGCAUCUGGACUGUUCCAAAGCUAUUGCGUCUGGCAAGAUGAGUCAGGAGAUGGCCGAACUCAGGAGGAGAGUAUUUUGGGGCUGCCAUAUUGAAGACAAUCUCUUCAGCGCUUAUUGUGGGCGGCCAAAUUCGUUCAUGGAGUGGGACAUCUCCAUUCCUAUACCUGAACGACACGUAAUAAGUGUUGACAAAGAAGACGCUGAAUCAACUUCAUUACUUUUACAUCACACCUCGACGCUGUCAGUGCUGUGUUCUAAGAUACUGAUUAGUAUUCACCGUCAAAGGCGCCAUUCAUCGACAGGUGAGAUGCGAUUGAAGGCAUCUCAACUUCACAGAGCCCUAUGGCAGUGGCAUCACGAUCUUCCUAAGAGCUUGACAUGGUCCAUUGACUCAAACGUCUUGGCACAGCCCCAUGUCUUCAUCUUACAGAUGAACUUUUACUUCGCUCUCAUUCUGCUCCACCGACCAUUCCUCCGAUUCUCUUCAAAGCUUCUUGACAUCGACGACAUGAGCUCGUCGCCCCUGAACUCUACACACGCAUGCGCCACAGCAGCAGCAAACAUUACGAAGCUCGCAACCACCUACAGGCGGUCUUUCAACAUGAGGCAGAUGCCGCCAUCAGUCGUUCACUUCAUCUUCAUCGCGGGUAGCAUCCAUCUCCUCAAUCUCCGCGCAGCACAACCAGGAAACCACGAGGCCCUCCUCCAGAGCUCCACCGAAGCAUUGUCCGAGCUUGGAAAGUCGUACCCCGUGGCGCACAAGGCCGGCACCGAGCUGGAAGGCUUGAUCGAUAAAUGGAGGUCGGCGAAAGAGGCCGAGAAGAGGGCCGCUGAGACGAACAGGGCGGCGCAAGAGAUUGGGAACACGAUGAGCUCUGGAUGUGCGAUUCGGCCGGGCGUAUCUGGUUUUCUCGAUAUUGAUUUCUCUCCAUUGGAGGAGCUUGGGGAGUUUAUGGAUAUGAAAAAGGGCCAACAGCCAGCCACAAAGUCUGUAUUUGAGAUGCCACCUGAUGUUGAAUUCCACGAACAGCUGUCGCUGGACCAAAGCGGCAAUGAUUGUAUGUUUUUGGGGCAGGAUUGGCUUCAGGAUGGAACGGGUUUCGAGAGUAUGGACGGAAGCGGUUGUCCUUGGAUGUACAAUUAG
Molecule: messenger RNA, 2382 nt
Organism: Colletotrichum godetiae
Lineage: Eukaryota; Fungi; Ascomycota; Sordariomycetes; Glomerellales; Glomerellaceae
Product: fungal-specific transcription factor domain-containing protein
Exons: 4
Coding region: 1-2382 (793 amino acids)
Biological process (GO): regulation of DNA-templated transcription; DNA-templated transcription
Molecular function (GO): DNA binding; zinc ion binding; DNA-binding transcription factor activity, RNA polymerase II-specific
Source: RefSeq, a predicted model, not a curated record